This is a messenger RNA of Cladophialophora yegresii CBS 114405, 216 nucleotides long. RefSeq lists its product as uncharacterized. The coding region runs from base 1 to 216 and encodes 71 amino acids. The transcript has a single exon. Lineage: Eukaryota; Fungi; Ascomycota; Eurotiomycetes; Chaetothyriales; Herpotrichiellaceae. The record is from RefSeq and is a predicted model, not a curated record.
AUGGCCUCAAGCAGUGGUCCUAACCAGGCAGCGUACCUCUCCUGGGUAGACAGCCUCAAAGACGCCUAUCCCGCCCUUGGGCAGCUCUUCAACAAGCUGGCCGAGUUCAAGGACCAGGGACGCCAGAUCCUGGAAUCUACAUUCAACAGCGACUACGGGAUCUCUCCAGGGCGGUGCGCCGUCCUGGAAUCUGCCGACGGGGGACGUCAGUCAUGA